Molecule: messenger RNA, 4779 nt
Organism: Leishmania major strain Friedlin
Lineage: Eukaryota; Euglenozoa; Kinetoplastea; Trypanosomatida; Trypanosomatidae
Exons: 1
Coding region: 1-4779 (1592 amino acids)
Biological process (GO): mitotic chromosome condensation
Cellular component (GO): chromosome
Molecular function (GO): protein binding; ATP binding
Source: RefSeq, a predicted model, not a curated record
AUGCCGCCGAGGAGGCGCAGCGCUCGUAAAGCCGGCAGCGCGGUGCCGAAGCAGCAUGUCGACGGGGCGCCGGUGUGUGUGAAGAAGGAGCUCAGAGACGAGGAGGCGGAGGCGGCGGACGACGCCCACGCAGAGAAGAAGCAUGUGGCGAUGGUGGCAGAGCAGUCACAUCGAGACGAAGAGUGUAGACGAGCAGAGGACCGGCUUGAGGGCGCCGGCGAGGUCAACGGCGAAGCCGCGCCAGGGUCUCCCGAAGGCUCGCAAGAAGCGCGCGAGGACGAGGCAGCCCAGUUGGAGGAAAGACACGGUGCCGAAGACGGCGGCGGAAGGGAUGGCAGCACCUCCUCCACUUCCUCGGCCGCACGACUGUCAACCUACACACCACCGCGCUUCCCGUCGACUCGGACGAGCGGGACGGAGCUGGAGCUCAUUCACCCCGCCAUGACAACCACGCAUCCGUCGCCCCGGGCGUCUGCGCGAUGCGACAGCGACGCUGGCGACCUCACGCCCCAUUCGCGCCUCGUCAUCCGCGACAUUGACGUGGAGAACUUCAAGUCCUACUACGGCACCCACCGCAUCGGGCCGUUCCACAAGACGUUCACGGCGGUGAUCGGCCCCAACGGGUCCGGCAAGUCGAACGUGAUUGACUCCAUGCUUUUUGUCUUCGGCCGGAAUGCGAAGAAGAUCCGGCUGGAGAAGCUGGCGGAGGUGAUCCACAACUCCGCCGCUCACCCGAGCCUGUCCUACGCAUCUGUGACCGUGAACUUCAUUCGCCUGCUAGAGACCGCCGCGGAGGAGAAGGACUCGGAGCAGCGGCAGGAGGUCGCCGGCAGCGAGCUGAGCAUCAAGCGGGAGGUGUUUCGCACCGGCGCGUCUCAGUACUACAUCGACGGGGUUCGCCGCACGCAGAAAGAGGUUAUGGAGUGCCUCAUCAGCCAAGGCGUCGACCUGGACCACAAUCGCUUCCUGAUUCUGCAAGGCGAGGUGGAGCAGAUCGCGCUCAUGAAGCCCAAGGCGGAGAAGGAAGGCGAGGAGGGUCUACUGGAGUACCUCGAUGACCUCAUCGGCACUAGCCAGUUUGUGGGCCGAAUCUCGGACAUGACGGCCACCGCCGAGACGGCGCAGCUGGCUCGGCUCGAGGCGCUGGACAAGGAACGUAAGCUCAAGGCGGAGCGCGAAGCGCUGGACGAGGCCAAGAACUCAACGCUGUCCUUCGUCACGAAGGACAACCAACUCCAGAAGACGCUCAUCGUCAUGUGCCAGCUGCGCAUGCGCGGCAUUGAAGAGAGACUGGAGGAGCCGCGGCGGCUGUUGACGGAGAUUGACGAGCGCAUCAGGUCGAUGGAGAAAGAGGUUGUUCAGCGGCGAGACGAAAAAGCACAGGCCGAGGAGGCGUUUGCCGCGGCGAAGAAGCACGUCGCCGAGGCGCAGCGGGGCCGCGACGCGGUUCGGGCUCGCCGGCAAUCAGCCGAGGCUCACCUGGAGCAGGUAAAGUCCGGUGCCGAUCAGGAGGAGAAGGCGCGUAAGAAAGUGGCAGAUCAGCUGCGCAAGGCCAAGGAGGAGCUGCAGCGGGCGGUUCUCCAUCAACAGGACGCCGAGCGCGAGGCGGCGAUUCACCAGCAGAACCACAACGAGGCAGUCGAGGCCGUAGCGACACUGCAGCUAGAACACGACACGCUCGCUGAGGAGCUGCUGCCAAGGCUGCGCCCCCUCCGCCAGCAGUUGGAGGAGAAGAAAAAGCAUCGUGCCCCAUACGCGCGCGCCGUAACGGAGGCUAAGGAGCAGCUGCGCACCGUGCGAAGCCGGCUUGGCGGGCUGGCGGAUAGCGUCGCAAAGAAGCAGCAGCAGGUGAAGGACUUGGCGGCGUUGACGACGCGCAGCACGGCUCGCGUGGCGGAGCUGGAGCGGCUGCUUCGCGAUUCCGACAGCAAGGACCUGCAGGAGGAGGUGCUGCGGGUGCAGGAUCAAAUUGGCGAGAGCGCGCGCCGCAAGUAUGCCAUCAACAACUCCAUCCAAGAGCUGAAGAACGCCUACCGCGACGGCGAGGCUGACGACCGCGCGAUGGAGUUCUUGCUGGCCCAGCGCUCCCUCAAGGGCUACUACGGCACGCUGCGCCAGCUCGGCCGUAUCGACGACCAGUACGACAUCGCAGCCGGCGUUUCCAGCAACGCGUGGGGCUUCCACGUUGUCGAGGACCGCCAGACAGCGACGGAGGCGCUGAUGCUGCUCAAGCAGAAUAAUAUCGGGCGUGCCACGAUGAUGGUGGUGAGCGAGGUGGAGCGGGAGGUGGGGUCGCGAAUGGCGAAGCCGUUCCAGUGCCCGAAUCCGAAGUCGCGCCGCCUCUUCGACCUCAUCCAGCCGACCAACCCAAAGUUCCGCUGCGUCUUCUACCAGGCCGUGCGUGACACCCUUGUCGUGGAAACACUGACAGAGGCGCGCGAAACGGCCUUCGGCGGCAGCGGACACGACGCGAUGGCCACAGGGACACCAUCCUUGUCCACGGGGGGCGCAGCGAACCAGCAGCGGCAUCGCGUCGUCACUGUCAAAGGCGAGCUGGUCGAGCCGAGCGGCACUAUCACGGGCGGCGGGGCGGCACCCCGCGGCGCAAAGCUGAAAGCCGCUCGCUCGCCACAAGACAAGCAGUCCAUCAAAGAGGAGCUGCAGCGCCUGCAGCAGGACCUGGUUCAGGCCGCCGAGGAGGAGCGUGCGCUGAACGUGCGACUGCACCAGCUGCACGAGCAGGAGUCCCACGUAUACCCAGAGCAGCGGCGCAAGCUGCGGCAUGAACUGAACACUCUCGUCGCGAAGGCCGACGGUGAUGCUGCGCGUCUUGCAUCGCUGCGCAGCGAGCUUGCGCAGUCCACACAGGAGCUGGAGGAAAACCGAGAGCGGCACGAGCAAGCUGUGCGCGACUGCGAGACAGCGCUGCAGAACGCGGAGAAGGCCUACAUUACCCACAACGCGGACGUCGAGGCGUUGGAGGCGCAGGUGGAUGAGGCAGGCGGUGCGCGCUUUAAGGCAGUGGCUGCGUCUCUCACGGCGCAGCAGGAGCGCGCCGACGCCGAGGAGGCGAGCCUGCGGGCGUGCCGCAGACAAGCACAGAAACACCGAGCUACGCAGGAGCGCAAGGCCGCCGACAUAGUCGACUACGAGCAGCAACUCAAGAAGCUCGAGGAAGAAGCGCAGGACAACGCCGAGGAGCAGGUGAGGACGUGCGUGAAAGUGCUGGAGGGGCUCGUGAGGGAGCUGAACGGUGCCGAGGCACAGCUGGCGAAGGCGCAGACGUCGGCUGAGGACGCGCGCGCCGCCGUGCCGGUGGCCAACGGCGCUGCUCUGAAUGCCCAGAAGAAACUGGACGAUGAGCAGCGCUAUCGGCAGACGGAGGCUGCUAAGAUCGCGGACGCGCUGCAGGAGCUGUCGAAGUUCCAGCAGAAAAUCGAAGGCUGCGAGGAGAAGAUCCGCGAGAACGUCGAGCUUUAUGGCAAGGAAACGCUCGGGCAGGGCGACGCCGAGGAUGAAGAGGACCAGGCCGCCGAGGUGGAUGAGGAGGACGGUGACGAAGACGACGAACACGUCAAUGAGGAUGAGAGCGAAGCAGUGCACGGCCGGAAGCGUGCUCGUGCGCGUCCUGGCCGCCGUAGCGAUGAAGCUGCGUUGCACGCGUCGUCCGCCCGCGGCUCCUCUGCGCUCGUGGCAUCGCCGCCGGCCAAGCGAGCGCAUGUGGAGCUGCGUCAGACGACGUUCCGGCUCACUGCAGAGGAGCUAGACGGCUGCGACUAUGACCGCUCGGUGCACCUCGCCAAAGCCCUCAGCGAGGAGACAAAGCGACUGCACAGCGAGAUCGACUUCCGCGCCGUUGCCCUGUGGCGUGAGCGCGAUGUCGCGCAUCGUGAAGCGAAGGCCGUCUACGAGGCGAAAAAGCUUCUCUCCGACGAGGCGGAGCGCGAGCUGCAGACGCUCAAGGGCACGCGCCGCCAGGCCUUCAUGCACACCUUCGAGCACAUCCGACAGCGACUCAAGGAGGUGUAUCAGCUUCUCACGCACGGCGGCGACGCCGACAUGGAGCUGGUCGAUGUAAAUGACCCGUUUGAGGGCAUCAACUUUGUAGUGCGCCCACCGAAGAAGUCGUGGAAGCAAAUCUCGAACCUGUCCGGCGGCGAGAAAACGUUGUCUAGCCUCGCCCUCAUCUUCUCUCUGCACCACAUCAAGCCCACGCCGAUCUACGUGAUGGACGAGAUCGACGCGGCGCUCGACUUCCGCAACGUUUCCAUUGUGGCGAACUACGUGCUGCGCCAGGCCCGCGGUGCGCAGUUCAUCAUAAUCUCCCUCCGCAACAACAUGUUUGAGGAGGCGCACCAGCUGGUCGGCGUGUGCAAGGUGAACGACACUACCUCCACGCUCGUGCUGAUGCCGCGCAGCUUCCGGCGACUGAUCGGCACACAACUCGCUGAGGCAGCAUCGGAGCAGUGGCGGAAACGUAGUGAGCGUCGUCGCAGUUGCCACCAGCUGGGAGAAGCAGGGGUAGCGAGAAACGCCGAUGGCGGCGACGUGGACGGUCACGCGCGCAGCCCGCGCACCUCCGUUGUCCAUCAGCCGCACACGCCAUCCAGCGGGGCUCGACCGACCGUCGGUGACGCGUCUCCCAUGUCGACCUCCACAUGGCCCCGUUCCUCUGGUAGCGUCGACGGCGCGCGCGACUCGCGCAAGAGCGUUCGCUUCGCCAGCGUCAACAGCGCGACAGCGGUGGCGGCGGACGAUAAUGCGUACUCGGAGCCAUAG